UCGGAGGGACCAUGUUCGACUGCCUGGACUCAGCGGCGGCACCGCGGCGGCUCCACGAUGUGACCAACCGGGGGGGCUGCGCGCUGCGCAGAGUCCUGGUGCCUGCGAGCUGCGGGACCCCCUCCCGCAGAGCCCUGGAGGCCCCUCCCGGGCGGGUUUUGGGGGACACGGGCCCCCCCUCACCGCCACCUCCCCCCCGCGUGUACAAACCGUGCUUCGUGUGCAGCGACAAGAGCUCGGGGUAUCACUACGGGGUCAGCUCAUGCGAGGGCUGCAAGGGGUUUUUCCGGCGCAGCAUCCAGAAGAACAUGGUGUACACGUGUCCCCGGGAGCGGAACUGCCCCAUCGACAAAGUGACGCGGAACCGUUGCCAGUUCUGCCGCCUGCAGAAGUGCCUCCGGGUUGGGAUGUCCAAGGAAGCUGUGAGGAACGACCAGAGCAAGCGGAGGAAGGAGGUGAAGGAGGAUUUGGGGGGAGACGAGCUGAGCCCUGAGUUGGCCGAGCUGGUGCGGAGGGUGAGCAGAGCCCACCAGGAGACCUUCCCCUCUCUGUGCCAGCUGGGCAAGUACACCACGAACUCGAGUGCAGACCACCGCGUGCAGCUGGACCUGGGGCUGUGGGACAAGUUCAGCGAACUGGCCACGAAGUGCAUCAUCAAGAUCGUGGAGUUUGCGAAGCGGAUCCCCGGGUUCACAGGGCUCAGCAUGGCUGACCAGAUCACCCUGCUCAAGGCUGCCUGCCUUGACAUCCUGAUGCUGCGGAUUUGUACCCGAUACACCCCUGAGCAGGACACGAUGACAUUCUCGGACGGGCUUACCCUGACCAGGACCCAGAUGCACAACGCAGGGUUUGGGCCCCUCACCGACCUUGUGUUCGCCUUCGCGGGGCAGCUCCUGCCCCUACAGCUCGAUGACACUGAGACAGGGCUGCUUAGUGCCAUCUGCCUCAUCUGUGGAGACCGGAUGGAGCUGGAGCAGCCCCGGCGCGUGGAGCGGCUGCAGGAGCCGCUGCUUGAGGCUCUCCGGGUUUACGCGCGGCGGCGACGGCCACGGCAACCGCAGCGAUUUCCCCGAAUGCUGCUCAAAAUCACUGACCUGCGCGGCAUCAGCACCAAGGGUGAGACCCUCGGGACCCCCAAACCAAUACACCCCCCCGAAAAGGUACAGCCCCUCCUGACAGCCCAACACCCCUGGGACACCCUGAAAACCCACCCCAACCCCAGUGCUUCUCCCAAGUGCUCAAAAUCACCAACCUGCAUGGCAUCAGCACCAAGGGUGAGACCCCUGGGACUGCCCUUAGACAGGAACAGCCCCCAGAGGCCCCCUGGGACCCCUCUGAGCCCCUUUGACCCCCAAAUCCCCCAAACACCUCCUCUCAACACCCCAGAAUUGUUCUCUGGGACCUCCCCAAGCCUCAUUUUGAGGGGGGAGGUCUAAGGUAUUGGAGGGGGACUGUCCAAGGUUUUGGGGGAUUCAAGGUUUUGCAGGAGGGGGAGUUGAAACUCUCAGGCGGUG
Molecule: messenger RNA, 1514 nt
Organism: Myiozetetes cayanensis
Lineage: Eukaryota; Metazoa; Chordata; Aves; Passeriformes; Tyrannidae
Gene: RARG
Product: retinoic acid receptor gamma
Exons: 7
Coding region: 12-1436 (474 amino acids)
Biological process (GO): retinoic acid receptor signaling pathway; regulation of transcription by RNA polymerase II; cellular response to corticotropin-releasing hormone stimulus
Cellular component (GO): transcription regulator complex; nucleus
Molecular function (GO): nuclear glucocorticoid receptor binding; zinc ion binding; RNA polymerase II cis-regulatory region sequence-specific DNA binding
Source: RefSeq, a predicted model, not a curated record